UAGGUGUUUCCGGGAAGGCGGAACUACGGCGGCCGCUCGGGGCCGCACCUGUCCUAAGCUGCCGGGCUGGUGCAGUUGGGUCGUUGGAGAGGGAGACUCUUUGCCGCCGCAGUUGCGGCCGGCCUCCGGGGUGGGGGAAGAUGGUGGAGGACGGAGUGGAGGAGCUGGAAGAUCUUGUGCAUUUUUCUGUGUCGGAGCUGCCAAGCCGGGGAUACGGGGUGAUGGAGGAAAUCCGGCGCCAGGGGAAGCUGUGCGAUGUGACCCUGAAGGUUGGAGAUCACAAAUUCAGUGCCCACAGGAUUGUCUUAGCUGCGUCAAUCCCUUACUUUCAUGCUAUGUUUACCAAUGACAUGAUGGAAUGUAAGCAGGAUGAGAUUGUAAUGCAAGGAAUGGACCCAAGUGCCCUGGAGGCUCUGAUUAACUUUGCCUACAAUGGCCACCUUGCCAUUGAUCAGCAGAAUGUCCAGUCCUUGCUCAUGGGGGCCAGCUUCCUACAGCUGCAGAAUAUCAAAGAUGCUUGCUGCACGUUCCUCAGAGAAAGGCUUCACCCCAAGAACUGUCUGGGUGUCCGUCAAUUUGCUGAGACCAUGAUGUGUGCUGUGCUGUACGACUCGGCCAACAGUUUCAUCCACCAGCAUUUUGUGGAGGUGUCUAUGUCAGAAGAGUUCCUGGCAUUACCCUUUGAUGAUGUCCUUGAGUUGGUGUCUCGGGAUGAGCUCAAUGUGAAAUCAGAGGAGCAGGUAUUUGAAGCUGCAUUGGCCUGGAUUAGGUAUGAUCAGGAGCAGCGAGAGCCCUGUCUUCCUGAGCUUCUAUCCAAAAUCCGCCUGCCUCUUUGCCGGCCUCAAUUCCUGUCUGAUCGGGUACAACAAGAUGACCUCGUACGCUGUUGUCACAAGUGCAGGGACUUGGUGGAUGAAGCAAAAGACUAUCACCUCAUGCCAGAGCGCCGGCCACACCUGCUGGCCUUCAAAACUCGGCCUCGCUGCUGUACUUCCAUUGCGGGGCUCAUCUAUGCAGUGGGAGGGCUUAACUCAGCAGGUGAUUCGCUGAAUGUGGUCGAAGUGUUUGAUCCCAUCGCCAAUCGAUGGGAGAAGUGUCAACCCAUGACUACAGCCCGUAGCCGUGUGGGAGUGGCCGUGGUCAACGGACUCCUGUACGCCAUUGGAGGAUACGAUGGCCAGUUGCGGCUGAGUACUGUGGAGGUAUACAACCCUGAGACGGACACCUGGACCAAAGUGGGCAGCAUGAACAGCAAGCGAAGUGCUAUGGGAACAGUUGUGUUGGAUGGACAAAUCUAUGUCUGUGGCGGAUAUGACGGCAAUUCCUCCCUCAACUCUGUGGAGACGUACUCCCCUGAAACAGACAAGUGGACGAUAGUGACCCCAAUGAGCUCAAAUCGAAGUGCAGCGGGUGUCACCGUAUUCGAAGGCCGAAUAUAUGUGUCUGGAGGACAUGAUGGUUUGCAGAUAUUCAAUAGUGUGGAAUAUUACAACCAUCACACAGCCACCUGGCACCCAGUAGCAAGCAUGCUCAACAAACGUUGCCGUCAUGGAGCCGCAUCCUUGGGCAGCAAGAUGUUUGUCUGCGGGGGCUACGAUGGUUCUGGCUUCCUCAGCAUUGCUGAGGUCUACAGUUCUGUGGCAGACCAGUGGUACCUGAUUGUCCCCAUGAACACUCGCCGGAGCCGGGUCUCCCUCGUAGCAAACUGUGGGCGCUUGUAUGCUGUGGGAGGCUAUGACGGACAGUCCAACCUGAGCUCAGUAGAGAUGUACGACCCAGAAACAAACCGCUGGACGUUCAUGGCCCCCAUGGUGUGUCAUGAAGGAGGGGUUGGUGUAGGCUGCAUUCCCCUCCUCACCAUUUAAAGCCGAAGUGGGACAUGUGGGGUGGGGUUCAAACCAUGGGUUUAUCCUUCAAGUGACAAUCCUGGGAAGAAGCAGCGCAUCACCUAGGGGUGUAAUGUGAAAUCAUGGGAGGUACAGUUUUCCAGGUGCUUAAGUCAUCACCACAUGGCCCUCUGGCCAGACAGGCCAUGAUCACUGAAACGCACAACAUGAAGCUGUCAUCACUGGGCCCUCUGUGGCUUGCCAUCUCAUGGUGCAGCACCCUCUUCAGUAGCUGAUGCCCAUGAAGUGCUCCAUUCAAACCCAGCCCCCACACUCCAACUUGCCCAAGUGGGCCCCUAGUCCUUCCUAGUUUGGCUUCAUGUCCAGAGCAUUUAUAUAUGUCUGGCCAUUUUCCAGCCACAGUGUGUGGGAUUUUCCAUGGAGCAGCUGCAGUGGCCCUGUGUAAUGUGUGUGGGUCUGUGGUUGAGAGAAGGUGUACACUCUGUGUGUUCAGGGCAAAUGACCCUAGUCUCAGUGCAGUAUAUUUAAUGGCAGCAGCUUGUCUGUUGCAAAAAAUCAUGUUCCUUCUAUGAUAGAAUAGAGCACAUAGGAUUAUAUCCUUGCAUAGAUGCAUGAGGGGAAGCUGAUAGGUUUUUCUCAUGUUUUAGUUUGGGGUUUGAAUGUGGUUUUUCAUCUUGAUCUGGACAAAACAAAACGAACACUUGGAAGUGAGACUGAAGAAUUGAACUUUUUUCUCUCAUUUUGGAAAGAAAAUUGAUUUUAAAAAGUGAACCACUUAUUUGGGUUUGCAGAAAGAAAAAAAAUGGAUAAAAGACACAAGCAGCAAACCUUCGUACACAAUGGAGAACUGCCAAACAUUCAAAGAGAUGCACUUAUGCAGAUAUGAAAAAUGACAAAUUUUCUGAGACUUGGUAUGCGCAUGGAAUCCAAGCUGGGCUGUGGCCUGUACCAUACCAAGCAUCGGUGUGUGAUCUAACCCAGUAUCAAAGGCUGACAUUUGAAGUUGAGAGAAUUAAAUUUGUCCUUGGGCUAGAUGUGUAGCCCGUGGGGAGCAUUGUGCCACAAGUGCACGGAAGUUUUUAAGGAAGUUUUUAAUCAGAGGUGCAGCAGGUCUGGAACCUUCUGCUCCCUGCUCAGCCAUCGAUCACUUUUCUUGGUGCUCCCAAGAAGUCAGCCAGGGUUCCUAGGUCCUUUCAUUGCUCCAUAUUCUCUAAGGAUAGACUCACAGCUCUUGUUUUUAUCCAGCUUCUUCAGUUUUCCUUUUAUUCCCACUUUUACCUUCUCAUUGUUAUGAAAACAGCAGGGCUGUAUCCAACCUUCACUUUUCAGGUCUUAGUUCCCGCAUUUGUCCUUUUUGUGAUGUGUACAUCGAUGACUCUGUGGUAGCUCUAACACUCCAAAGCUUGGAUGCUUCCUACCAACUACUGGCUGACUGAAUUCAGUGGCCUCAGCUUGCCAGUGGGUCUGCUGUGCUUCCAACUGGUCUUUAAUUCCAAGGCUUGUCUUUUUUUUUUUUUUGAUGUCCUUGGCAGACCAGUAAUGCAGACCAUUUGCAUUUAUGCACUUAUGUGUCAUGCAGAGCAGAAAUGUUAAAAAAAAAAACACCCUUCUUUUACCUCUAAGUUCCAUAUUUCUGUGUGUUUCCAUAGCUCUGCCAGUGGCCUCACCAUAAGAGUUUAGCAUCCCAUCCCCUCCUAGUUGGGACCUUUGACAUAAUAAAGUGAGUUUAUGAACAAGAGAGCAGCGUGCAGACUGCUGACACUGUUUCUUACUAUAGCAGGGAAGUAGAACCCCCUGAUUAUUUCUGGGGCUUUCUGGGGAGUCAAAGGCUUUCUCUGUCCCACUGUCUUUUGUAACAGAGCCAGAACAAGUUGGGAAAAUAAAAUGAAACUUGUAAGUGUA
Molecule: messenger RNA, 3749 nt
Organism: Trichosurus vulpecula (common brushtail)
Lineage: Eukaryota; Metazoa; Chordata; Mammalia; Diprotodontia; Phalangeridae
Gene: KLHL18
Product: kelch like family member 18
Exons: 10
Coding region: 141-1865 (574 amino acids)
Molecular function (GO): protein binding
Source: RefSeq, a predicted model, not a curated record